GAGAGAGACAGCUGAGAGCUAUACUCGCGCGCGAGGGGGAGUAGGUAGGGGGCGAGAGAGCGCGAAGCGAAGAAGGCAUUUCAACAACGACGACGAAACCAGGCGCAGUGUGGCACGGCGAGCCGAGGUCUCGAACGAAGCUUGCACAUCGACGUAGACAAUGGCAACCACUCUCAAUGCUAGACCACGAACGAUCAAGAAGCUGGAAAAGCCUCGGCCGCUGAAAAUCAGCCAGCGCACAACGACCGACACCCGGAUUACGACUGUCGAUGACAUUGUAUCAUUAAUUGACAAUGUUGCUAUGUGUCUGAAUAAUGGCUAUUACGAUCAGUCAUUACAGUCCAACAUUGUUCUCAUGUGUAAUCAUUUAAAACUUUAUUCUCAUCAGUUGGAAAUGAUUUACAAAGACCAGCUAGACAGAGCAUUCAUAGCUAUCAGAAAUGGUAGUCAAAAUGAAAAAUUAGAUAUGACGACCAGAGUUCACUUGCUGGAAUUGAUUGAAUUAAGAGCGAAACAGUGGCAUCACAAUGAAUCCAUGAAUGCCUAUUAUUCUCAAAAGCUAUCAAACUUGGAUAAUCAAAAUGAAUUGCUUUCACCGGAUACGCCAACAAAUUUGCUGACACCUUCAUUGAUGGCAAUGAAUUCUGGAUCGCCUCCUUUGCUGGGACCUGGUGAAGUAAUAAAGAACAGUGGCAAAUUUACAAAACCAACUCGCAUACCUGGCAAAAAUUAUUGCAAAGAUGAAGUUGUCAUCCGUAACAGCGAUUCUGGAAAAGUGAUGGGAAUAAAAGGGCGGCGGGUUCACAUGAUUGAAGAACUCAGCGAGACAAUCAUCUCCUUCCAGAGAGUGAAUCCUGGAGCUAAGGAACGACUUGUCCAAAUUACGGGUACUUCCGAGGACAAGAUACAUUACGCGAAGGAUUUAAUAAAGGAUACAAUUCAACGAAAUGCAUCACCUGUACGACUCGAACAGGGUGGACGAGAAAAAAGUGGUAUUGGAGGAUCCAGUUCUUCUUUGAACAGUAGUGCUUCUGAUGAAAGUAGCAGAUUACAGCAGCAACAUUCGUCAUUGCGCUCUCUAUUUCACAGCACGUCCACCAACGACGCCAGUCUUGGCGAAUUUAUGCAUACCGUCACCGUUGGACCACAUUCUUUGAAAAUCACUGGCAGCAAUUUAGAACUUGUCCGGGCUGCCAAGUUAGCAUUAGAUGAAUAUUUUUCAGAGGAGUCUGAACACACUGGUAGUGGAGUAGAAUAUUUCACAUUUGAUGAUGAAUCGUCAUUUGCGCCUGUUACUCCAACGACACCGCAUACUCCAUUGUCUGCUGGACAGGCAAGUUUUCAGAGAAGAAAUUUGAGUUAUGAUACUGGUGUAACAGUAGACACUGAUAGAUCAAAAGAAGUUUCUAUUCCUGAAAUAGAACCUAAGAAGAAUGCUGUUAUUAAUGUUGCAGAUUCGUCUAGGGAACUUUCAUACGAGUUCUUGAUGCAAUGUGCGAAGGGUCCAUUUGCUAAGCGACCACCAGCUGACUGGGAUCGCAUACAGAAAGAAUGCCCCAACAUAGUUCGCAAGCAUGCUGCUUCUAAGGAUGCAAUGAGGCACCGAUUCGCUGGUUCGAACCGGAAGCAUACAAAACAAAAGUAGCUGCCGCAGGUUUUGUUACGGUGAUAUCUGCUGGAGAACUGUUGGAAAAUGAUCCUGAAUAAAUUUUUGAAAGGAAGUUUCCACAGGAAAAAAACAUGAACCUAAAACUUAUUGGUCAUGAAACAGUGAAUCAAGAAAGCUUCAAAAGGAUAUUCAUACGCCAUGAAAAAGUAUGAGACCGUCUUAGUUCUUUACUUGGUUAAUAGCUAAAAUUUCUACAACUAUAACUUUCUGUAACGAAAAUCUACAGAUAAUUGAGAACUAACGCGUAUGGAACGCACAGUUGACGUGUAAAGUUGGUUGUAAUUUUUAUUCUCUUAAACUGUCUAACGCUGAAUUUGCGGAUAGAGCGUAUUAAAAUAUUUUUCAACGCAUGUUUCAAUAAGCUGUGGAUUUGGUAUAAAUCUAACAACUUUAUUACAAAUAUUUAAAACCGCGAAAUAGCGUCUAGUCUACUUAGUCUAUAAUUUCAUUUUAUAAUUGAAUUAAAUUUUAUUCAUAGAAUAAUAUCUGAAAAAUGAGAAUUAUUUUAUAUUUUAUAUACUAAAAUAAAUGGGUAUCGCGACAGAGCUUCAUGCUUCAAAAAUGUAAAAAAAGUUUUUAAAAGUCAUGUUUGUUAUUUAUGUGUAUGAAGUUCAUCGAAGCUCUUUAUCAAAGGCUAAAACUUGUAUUAUGUGAGCAAUUUACUUGUCCAUUGUAGACAGAAAUAAGGAAAUGACAGAAAUUCCGUGAUAACUUCCAGCCGUUAUUUAAUACAGUUAGUUUCCGAAAAUGUUUUUUAUAGGACUAAAUUUGGUUAUCCUUGUAUAGCAAUAGUUAUUGUUAAAAAAUAUACUACUCAGUCUCGUUAUACGGAAGAUAAAAAAAAUUAGAUAUUAAGUAUAAUUCAACAGGUCUAUUAUGCAAUUAAAAAAGCAAAACCCUUGUGUGCCCUAUCAGAAAAAUGUCUAAGGAUUCUUUUAAAAGUAAUUAAAAAAAAAUACCUAGUCUGAAAAUUGUUUGUGAUUUUGUUGUUUAGUAUUCAUUUGUCCUAUUUAUUUUAUUGACGCCCCACGUACAGACAUGUAUCUUUUUUUCUUCUUACGAUUGCGCGACUUAAUGGGGUCUCGAAAUCCAUGUUAUGUUUGUUAGUUUUCACAGAAUCUAAUAUUUAUUACGAAAACCAAAAUCUAAACCUAUCUACAAAAAUUCUUCAUCAAGGCGUUUUACUAAUUUAUUACUAUUUUCACUAACUUUAUAGAGUAACGAUAAAAGUGUAAUGUAUGAUUUUUCUUUUUUUUUAAAUAAAUUUUAAACAACUGGAAAAUAGUUAUUAUUAUUCAUGACUGAGUUCGAGGAUUUAAAGGAUUACAUUAUAAGCAGAAUAAUGAAGAGGUUAAUAAUUAAAAAUGAAUAAAACUUGUUUAAUCUGGAUUUUGUCUUUUUUUUUUUAUAAAAAAAGCAUUUUAAUCAUAAUAGACAUACAUGUUGUUGGACUUUUAAGUCUCAGAUUCUAAAUAUUCAUAUUUCAGUGCUCAUAAUAAAAUAUUUUAUUAAAAAUAAAGCAGAAUAUUUAAAUAUUUUUCUAGAAAAUCGUCUGCAAUUCUGAGUGAUUUGCAAUAUUUCUCAUCUUGUAGAAAAAAUUAAUCUUAAAAAAUAGUAGUUAAUAUUUAUUGCUAACAAUUGUAAGAUUUCUACCUAGAUAAUAUGCAACGCUAAUGAAAUUUAUACAUAUUGUACCGUUUGUGUAAUAGUGAAUAUUUCGUUAUCAUUUAAACCAUUGAUACAAAUAAAAAUGUCAUUGAAAGUAAUCAUCCUUUUUUUACAAUUGUGCAUUAAUUAUCAUCAUCAGUAUUCAAAUUAACACAAUUUCAGAGGUGCAUAUUAUCUAGAUAAAUAAACAAAAUAGUCUUUUCUCAUUAUAUCCUCAUGACCAUUAACUAAUUAUCAAUAUACCACUCAGUGUCUAUAAUUAUAGUACCUAAUUCUCUGCAAUGAAAAGUUAUUUAUAUACAAUUUAUUGUUUAAUAUUUUUUAUACUUAAAGUAUUAAGGUUUGCUCUGUUGUUACUAGGAUUUGAUUGAGACAUUUAAAUAUUGUGAUCAAUAUAAAAAAUACGAAAAAGGCAGUUCAGCAGUUUUCAUAAAUAAUAUUCUUAUAAUGUGAUGCAUUGUUUUCUAUACUAACGAAGUAACUGAUUUUUAUUAUACAUACGUUUUUGUUUAAAAACAAUAAUGAAGUUUUUUUUCUUAGAAUAUUAAUUUUCUAAUAAUUAAAGAAGUACAUGAAGCUAUGAAAAAAAUUGAAAAAUGAAUUGAAAUUUACUUUUAUCGUAUCAAAAUUAUAGAAAGAUUAUUCACAUGAUUGAAGAUUGCUUAGAUUAAUUAUUUGUGUUUGUGUACAUGUUUAUAUUGUUAUAUAAAUUACUAUUCAUGAAGUAUGAUUUACUAGUUUUAUUAUAACUUCAUGAAAUAAUACAGUAAUAAUGUUAUAGGCAUAAUUAAUUCUUUCAAGAAAAAAUAAAACAUACAUAUACAAGUGUUGAAAUUGAAAGACUUGUAACUCUAAAAGUAUACUUUCUGCCUUAGGAUAUACGCAAUAUCAGUAAUUUUUUUGUCUAUAUUAUAAUUCUAUACAUAAUUCAUGUUUCUAUGCAUACAUCAUAUUAUUAUACAUAUAGCAUAGUGCAUACACAAAAACUCAAUUUGGUGUUUGCAGAAUUCAGUGAUAAAUUUUAAAUAAUACAAAACACAAUUUUCUAUAGGUACAAAGUUGAUUUUGCCUUCAUGAUUGUUUUAUUAACUGUGAAAGAUGAUAUAUGAAAAUGAAUGACAUUCUUUUAUCAUUAUACAAAGUUUCAGCAUUUACAUCACUGUAAUUAUACUAAAAUGAAACAUGGUUAGAAUAUAUAAAAAUAAUACUUCAUACCUUUGCAACUAAUAAUUAUCGUGCUAUUGUACUGCCAAAUAUAAGAAAUGUCGGCAGGAACAUUUAUUAUUUAAAACGUACAUUGCAUUAGCUUGUUUCUUAUUUUUAAUAAAAAUUAUGAAUGAUCUAAAUUUUCAAUAAUUAAGUAACUAACAGCACAUUUAUCAGUGAUCAAUUGGUAUACAAAAGAUUUUAUUAU
This is a messenger RNA of Nasonia vitripennis (jewel wasp), 4751 nucleotides long. RefSeq names its product eukaryotic translation initiation factor 4E-binding protein Mextli (gene mxt). NCBI's taxonomy places the organism in Eukaryota, Metazoa, Arthropoda, Insecta, Hymenoptera, Pteromalidae. The coding region runs from base 161 to 1645 and encodes 494 amino acids. Gene Ontology annotation, biological process: positive regulation of translation; regulation of formation of translation initiation ternary complex. Gene Ontology annotation, molecular function: RNA binding; eukaryotic initiation factor 4E binding; translation initiation factor activity. The transcript is spliced from 13 exons. The record is from RefSeq and is a predicted model, not a curated record. Gene Ontology annotation, cellular component: RNA cap binding complex; cytoplasm.